CGUGGCGCCUGCGCAGGCGCAGAGCAGGUGCCGGAAGUGUCGGAAGCGGAUCCCGGCGCGGCGAAGGGGCGCUGCAGCCGCGCCGCUCCCAGCCUGCUCCGCUCCUUGCCGGGGUCGUCUGCGCCCGGAAGAUGUUGCCUUUGUCCAUCAAGGACGAUGAGUACAAACCGCCCAAGUUCAACCUGCUCAGCAAGGUCUCGGGCUGGUUCAGGUCCAUCCUGUCCGACAAGACCUCGCGGAACCUGUUCUUCUUCCUCUGCCUCAACCUCUCCUUCGCUUUCGUGGAGCUGCUCUACGGCAUCUGGAGUAACAGUUUAGGUCUAAUAUCAGAUUCCUUUCAUAUGUUCUUUGACUGUACUGCUCUACUGGCCGGAUUAGCAGCUUCUGUCAUUUCAAAGUGGAGAUCAAAUGAUGCUUUCUCAUAUGGGUAUGUUCGAGCAGAAGUACUGGCUGGUUUUGUAAAUGGUCUGUUUCUGAUCUUCACAGCAUUCUUCAUUUUCUCUGAAGGCGUUGAGAGAGCAUUGGAGCCUCCUGAUGUGCAUCAUGAGAGACUUCUUCCUGUGUCUAUAUUAGGAUUCCUUGUGAAUCUUAUAGGAAUAUUUGUUUUUCAACAUGGAGGCCAUGGACACUCACAUGGCUCUGGGCAUGAGCACAGUCAUUCUCUAUUUAAUGGUGUUCUCAGCCAUGGACACAGUCACGGAGGUCACGGUCACAGCCAUGAAUCCAAACAUGGCCAUGGGCAUUCUCAUGAUCACAGUCAUGGGAAGGGACACUCGCACAAUCAGGAUUAUUGUCAUGAUGAUCACUCUCUUGAAGGAGCUGCAGGAUCCAACAGACAGAUUUUAGAAGGUGUAUUUUUACACAUUGUCGCAGACACUCUUGGAAGUGUUGGUGUAAUCAUAUCAGCUAUACUGAUGCAGAACUAUGGUCUAAUGAUAGCAGAUCCUAUCUGUUCAAUGCUCAUAGCUCUACUUAUAGGAAUAAGUGUUGUUCCACUUUUAAGAGAGUCCAUUGGAAUCUUAAUGCAGCGAACGCCACCUUCCCUGGAAAGUGCCCUGCCUCAGUGCUAUCAGAGGGUUCAGCAGUUGCAAGGAGUUUACAGUUUACAUGAUCCACACUUCUGGACCCUUUGUAGUGACGUUUACAUAGGGACCUUGAAACUAUUUGUAGCUCCUGAUGCUGAUGCCAAGUGGAUUCUAAGCCAAACUCACAAUAUUUUUACUCAGGAUUAACUUCAAUGAGAUCAGCAACAGAGAGAGACAAGAUGAUGAAGGGAGUUUUAUUCGAGCCCAAAUAUUUGUCAGCGAGGAAAACAGGAAUUGCCUGGGUCAGUUAAAAAGGUGUUUGUAGAAAUGUUCUUUUCAGAAUGUGCUCCGGUGGGAAAGUGUUAACUCUGUCUUAUAUCUGGUCCUGGCUACCACAUUGGCAGCAGCCUCAUUUAUGAUGCAACAAAUUGUUUGUACAUCUGGUGAUGUUUCCGAUUACCAGACUAGACAAAGCUCCUGGGUCCUUGGGAAUUCUUUCUAUGAGCUACAAUAAAUCCCAACUAGGACCUCUUCCUUUGAAUUCUGUUUCUAAUGCAUACAGCAUAUCUAGUCCCUUGGGCCCGACUACACAUGAAGCAGAUGCACUGCCUGAAUAACUUUGUCAUCUGUAAAUUUUGCUACCUCAUUACUCACUCUACUUUCCAGGUCACUUAAUUUGUCUUUUUCUUAUGGGGCCCAUGUUGUUUGAAUCUGCUCAAUAAUAUUUAAUUUUACUAUCUGGUUAUGUUCAGGUUUUUACCUUCUAUUACUUGGUGCUGCAGACACUUUCUGUAGUGCAUGUAUUUAGGCAACACAUUGGUAUCUCUAUCGGCACUGCCUCCAUUUUUAGUGAAAAGAUGCUUUUGAAGUCUUUGCUGCACUGAACCAACUUAAAGAAUCCUGAACCAGGUGAACUUGAGGAGCCAGUAAAAAUGAAUGCUUAUUGAUAUUAGUUCCUUGCUUUCUAGCUUGUAUGUUGGAACAUAAAGAGGUUGUGCACUGAUUUCAAGACGACCUCCUAGAAUCACGCUUAUAAAUAAAUCUGUCCUGUCUGAGAAGUUCCGGCAUAUAUGAAUCUAGUUCCGUAAAUAACUAGGAGGCCGCAGGCGCGUUUUUUACAACAAAACAGCUAAUGGGUUGAACAGUUCAGUGUGAAGGUGGCUUACAUAUGUGGGAGGGCCGAUCCUUGGGAAGGCUAGCUUGGCUUUGGGGGAAGUCUGUUUGAAUGGACAGACUUGUAAUUAUUUUGUCAUCUCAAAUCUCUUGAAUCUCCAGUGAAAAAGAUUAUUUUGCUAGCAAGACGUCAACUAUUCUGUAUGUUCAUUCUAGGGGUUGGUAUCAAAUGGACUUAGGAGAAAGGAUACAUCUUCCUUCCCUUUUGAUAUGUGGGAGUAGGUGAAGGUACAGUUGGAGCAAGCAUAUUUUGAGCAGUAGUGGAGAUCAUAGUUCUUAAAGUUGUAAUUUGGCAGGUUAGGCAAAGUGACCUCGGACGCUCAGUAUUCAUUAUUGCUGAAACAAAGUCCACUGCACUUCAGGGACCCAGACAAGUUGUUUUCUUGAGUGUGGUUCUGUUCCUAAAGACUCAAGUCAAGUGAUUCCAGAGUAUGGCACAUCUGUGACUGAGGGCUUGUCUAUGAAUCAUACCAGUAUAAGCUAAGGUAUCCAUUUAAACUGCUAUAACACUCUGUGUGGACAUUCUUAUUCCAGAGUAAAUAUGGCUUUUUCUGGUUUAGUUUAUGCCACUUUGGAAGUAGUUGAAGCUAAACAGCAAAAAGCUACUCUUGUCCACACGGUGACUCUAGCAGUUUAACUAUACUGGUAUAACUUCCUAUGUAGACAAGUCCUGAGAGGCAGAUGUGGAUGUUUUGAUUAUUUGCAUGGAAGCUUAGAAUUUUUUGUGUAGAUCCUGAGCUCACUAAAAGUUGUCUUUCACUACCGUAGUCAUCUAAGCGCCUAGUUGACAUUAAUCUGAUUCUCAGCAAUGUGUUCUCAGUCAGAUUAUUUUUAUUAUUUUUCUCCUGAAGAUGAUUCUGCAUAAUGAACUACGUGCACCACUUUUGCAGCUAGCAGCCUGACUUUAAGGGUUAAUAGUCUCUUAAAUAAUUUACUCAUAAUUUUAUAUACAAUGAUGGCAGAGCUAAGGGCAUUCCCUAAAUUGAAUCUCUUGAGGUUUUUGAGCAGAGGGGUGAUUUGCAAUUUAUGUGCCCAUAGAGUAUUACCAAACGUUAUUUUGGUGUUUCACAUAAAUACACCAUUGCCUGUCUUCUCUACAAAUCCCCAUUAUGCUGUAGGACAGUUUCAUUGCUCAAACUGUCACAUCCUUAUGCUUUGCUUCACUUGAACUGGCAUCUGUUCUAAGGGUUAAAAACACACUUUAAACUUUUUUAAAAUUUGUCACGUGAUCUUUAGAUUGUGGUUGAAGAACUUGUGCUUUAAGAUAAGCUUUUUUAAAACACUGUAGAAGCCCUACACAGCUUUAACUCAUGCACUAAGUUUAGUAGAAUCAUUACUACAGAACAAGCUAUCAAGUAGAUUAUACUUACACAAUAAAAAUGUGUAAGUAUAAUAGCAUUUGGAACUGGGGUACAGUUGCGUAGGUCAUGAUUGUUCAGUUUUCUAAUUCUCCCUCUUUUUUG
Molecule: messenger RNA, 3661 nt
Organism: Chrysemys picta bellii (western painted turtle)
Lineage: Eukaryota; Metazoa; Chordata; Testudines; Emydidae
Source: RefSeq, a predicted model, not a curated record